Messenger RNA from Cimex lectularius (bed bug), 1210 nucleotides. Its product is annotated as estrogen sulfotransferase-like. The transcript is spliced from 7 exons. Gene Ontology annotation, cellular component: cytoplasm. The record is from RefSeq and is a predicted model, not a curated record. Gene Ontology annotation, biological process: sulfation. Bases 91 to 1086 code for a protein of 331 amino acids. Gene Ontology annotation, molecular function: sulfotransferase activity. Lineage: Eukaryota; Metazoa; Arthropoda; Insecta; Hemiptera; Cimicidae.
CCGCCCCUUCCCUUCUUUUCUAAUCACUUUCCUAUUGCAGCAACCGUCAGUCGUUGUGGACAGAGUUUGGUAGAAGCAGCCUAAAUCAAGAUGGUGGUUGUCGAGGAUUUAAACGACCCCCUUGCGGACUACAUCCGAGAGCACAGGGUCCCUGGGCUGAUGCCAGUCGGUGACAUACGCGUUUUUCCAUCCGGCGUCGUGAUGCCGAGGGAAUUCACAAAUUACGUCGAAAGGGUUAAAAACUUCACAGUCCGCCCGGACGAUGUUUGGGUCAUCUCCUAUCCAAAAUGCGGUACAACUUGGACUCAAGAAAUGGUUUGGCUCAUUGGAAAUGACUUGGACUACGAGAGCGCUAAAAACAAGCUUCUCCUGCAACGGUUCCCCUUUCUUGAAGCCGUUGGUAUAAUUUCGAGUGAACAGCUACGCGGAAACGAUGAUGACGACUGGGUUUUCAACGCAGACACGAUUUCUUUUACGGAAGAGCUCCCAUCGCCGAGAUUUAUUAAAUCGCAUUUGCCCGUCAGCCUCCUUCCUGACCAGAUUUGGACAGUGAAACCUAAGAUGAUUUAUGUAACGAGAAAUCCAAAGGACGCAGCUGUCUCUUACUAUCACCAUCACAGGCUUUGGAACGGCUACAACGGCAGCUAUCCUAUUUUCAUGCAAGCGUUUCUUCAGGACAAAUUGGUCUACAGCCCUUUUUGGGAGCACGUCGUCGAGUACAAGAAACUCGAAAAUGAGCCCAACCUCCUCAUAAAUUCAUUCGAAGAGAUGAAGAAGGACUUGAAAGGCGUUGUGAGAAAAACGGCCGCCUUCUUGAACAAGACCAUGACCGAAGAGCAGGUCGAAAGGCUCGCGGACCACCUGAGCUUCGGAAAGAUGAAGGACAACAGUGCGCUCAACGGUGAGGAAAUGAUCAAGGAAGUGAAGCAGCGUUGCGGGCUCGAUCCUUCCGACCCCCAGCUCAGCUUCAUUAGGAAAGGUCAGGUGGAUUCUUGGAAGGAGGAAAUGUCACCGGAUAUCGCGAACCAGUUCGACGUCUGGACCGAGAAAAAGAAGAAAGAGCUUCUGGCCAACGUCAAAAAUUAAUGACGUCGAGUCAUUUUCUUGUGAUCAAUCAACGUUUAACCAGCAAUCAAGUGAUUAUUUAUGUAUUACGACCUGCACCUUCUAUUUAUUUGUAAUUUAUAUAUUAUAUUGUUGAAUCUUUAAA